AGAGAGAGAGAGAGAGAGAGAGAGAGAGAGAGAGAGAGAGAGAGAGAGAGAGAGAGAGAGAGAGAGAGAGAGAGAGAGGAAGAGAGAGAGAGAGAGAGAGAGAGAGAGAGAGAGAGAGAGAGAGAGAGAGAGAGAGAGAGAGAGAGAGAGAGAGAGAGAGAGAAUGAGAGAGAGAGAGAGAGAGAGAGAGAGAGAGAGAGAGAGAGAGAGAGAGAGAGAGAGAGAGAGAGAGAGAGAGAGAGAGAGAGAGAGAGAGAGAGAGAGAGAGAGAGAGAGGAGGAAGAGGAGAAGGAGAAGGAGAAGGAGGAGAAUUUCAAGAAGAGCAGCAGAAAAAGGAAGAGAGAGAGAGAGAGAGAGAGAGAGAGAGAGAGAGAGAGAGAGAGAAGAGAGAGAGAGAGAGAGAGAGAGAGAGAGAGAGAGAGAGAGAGAGAGAGAGAGAGAGAGAGAGAAGAGAGAGAGAGAGAGAGAGAGAGAGAGAGAGAGAGAGAGAGAGAGAGAGAGAGAGAGAGAGAGAGAGAGAGAGAGAGAAAGAGCGAAGUCAUGAAUAAUUGA
Molecule: messenger RNA, 552 nt
Organism: Scylla paramamosain (green mud crab)
Lineage: Eukaryota; Metazoa; Arthropoda; Malacostraca; Decapoda; Portunidae
Product: RNA-binding protein 25-like
Exons: 7
Source: RefSeq, a predicted model, not a curated record